Knipowitschia caucasica is the source of this 270-nucleotide messenger RNA. The record is from the annotation of a GenBank genome assembly. NCBI's taxonomy places the organism in Eukaryota, Metazoa, Chordata, Actinopteri, Gobiiformes, Gobiidae.
AUGAAUGACACCGCUGAUGACGUCACUGCAGUGUUCAUUCACACACAAAAAAACACAGAAAUCCUGAAUGGAGGCGUCUACGUCGACCAAAACAAGUUUCUGUGCCACGCCGACACUAUUCACUGGAGGGACAUCAUCAAGAACCCACAGGCGGAACUUCUGGUGGUGCCGUCCAACAACAGCAACCUGGGAUGCCGACGCUGUCACCGCUCGUGUAAUGGGAGGUGCUGGGGACAUCAGGAGGACCAGUGCCAGACAUGUAAGUACUGA